AUGAGACCGAGCGCAAAGCUGUCGAUUGCUUGUACCUUCUUGCUGGCACAAGCUGUGGUUAUAGCACAAUCGAGCGGAACGUCGAAACGCGGCAUCGCCUAUAUAAAAGACGGACACUCGGCCGACUACAAUCUCUUGCUCUCUGCCAAGUCGCCGUUGGACUGGUACUAUACCUGGCUGCCGACAACGGCGCCGGAGAAUAUCUUUUGGGGCGACAAGGCCGACACCAUCGAAUUUGUUCCAACCAUCCAUAACAACACCAAGCUGGACGCGGACCUCGACGCGCUAGAACGCGUGCCCGCUUCGUCCCAAUAUCUCUUCACCUUUAACGAGCCCGACGGCACCUUUGAGACGGGCGGUUCGGACCUCAGUCCCCAAGACGCCGCACGCGACUAUAUUGCCAAGAUCGCACCAUUGCGUAGUCGAUUCAAGAUUUCGCAUCCGGCAACAACGGGAUCGGCGCGAGGGUUCCAAUGGCUCCAAGACUUCAAUGCCGCAUGCUGGGCCAUUGACCCCGAGAAUGGCUGCCCAACCGAUUUUGUGGUCGUGCACUGGUACGGAGAUUUCCAGGGCAUGGCCUCGUGGAUUGGCCAGCUGGCGGGGUGGUACAAUGGCUCCAACGUCGGCCUCCAGGGUGACCUCAAGGUCUGGGUGACCGAGCUCGGCGUGCCUGGCGCGCCCAUGGACGCCAAUUACGCCGUAAUGAGCCAGACUCUGCCGUAUCUCGAUUCGCUGGGAUUCGUGGAACGAUAUGCGUGGUUUGGGAUCUUUCGGCCCGACGGCGCAAACAGCUGGACCGGAACUGGCCUGUCGCUAUAUGAUAAUGACGGCGGGCUGAGCUCUCUCGGCGCUCUGUACGUUGGGGGCGAGUCGAAUGGAUUUGUUGUUGGCGAGCAGGGUAAUGAGUAUAAUGGCACCGUCGGAAAUGGCGGUAGCAACGAGACCGACACGGGUGGCGACAAUAGCACUGAUACUGGUAGUGGUAAUGGUAAUGGUAAUGACAAUGACACUGAUAGCGGCAGCAAUACUGGCAACGCAACUGGUAGCAGCCAAGGUGACAAUGGCAGCAGUGCACAAUCAAUAGCCUCCGCUACCUGGCUGUUAUGGGCAUCGGUAAUAGCCAUGGGUUGUUGGAUGUUGUAA
This is a messenger RNA of Pestalotiopsis fici W106-1, 1143 nucleotides long. RefSeq lists its product as uncharacterized. Gene Ontology annotation, cellular component: fungal-type cell wall. Gene Ontology annotation, biological process: fungal-type cell wall polysaccharide metabolic process. The transcript has a single exon. Lineage: Eukaryota; Fungi; Ascomycota; Sordariomycetes; Amphisphaeriales; Sporocadaceae. The record is from RefSeq and is a predicted model, not a curated record. The coding region runs from base 1 to 1143 and encodes 380 amino acids.